Monopterus albus (swamp eel) is the source of this 650-nucleotide messenger RNA. Its product is annotated as putative nuclease HARBI1. NCBI's taxonomy places the organism in Eukaryota, Metazoa, Chordata, Actinopteri, Synbranchiformes, Synbranchidae. The record is from RefSeq and is a predicted model, not a curated record. The transcript has 3 exons. Bases 17 to 586 code for a protein of 189 amino acids.
GUGGUUGGAUGCAUUGAUGGCACACAUAUUCCCAUCAAUGCACCUUCUGAAAAUGAAGGACUAUGUAAACAAGAGGUCCAUCCACAGUAUUAAUGUGCAGAUCAUAUGUGAUGCUGCACAUAUUAUCACAAACGUGGAGGCCAAGUGGCCCGGCUCUGUUCAUGACUCACAAAUAUAUCGUGAGUCAACCCUAAGUAACAGGCUGCAAUGUGGAGAGAUUGAUGGCUUUCUGCUGGGAGAUAGGGGUUACCCAUGCCAGCCCACACUAAUGACCCCUUACCCAGAAGCUGAAGCAGGCCCCCAGCAGCGCUUUAAUGUGGCACACUGCAGAACAAGAGCCUGGGUGGAAAUGACCAUAGGCCUGUUGAAAGCACGUUUUCAGUGCCUACGACGCCUUAGGGUAACACCUGAGAGGGUCUGUGACAUUAUUGUGGCAUGUGUUCUCUACAAUAUUGCCAUUUUUAGAGGGGAGCAACACCCUGCCCUACAAAUACAAGACCAUGAGGAAGAUUCCAUCCACCCUGCAGAUUACCAGGAUGGAAGGACAGUCAGAGAUUGGAUAUGCCGUAAUGUCUUCUGGGAUUAAUCUACAACCACCACCAUCACCACCGAUGAAAGACAGAAACGGAAUAAAUGCAAAUCAUACUUUA